AUGGGCUUUUUGGAGGAACAAGUCAACUUCAUUCAAAAUAGCUCUCGAAAUUUUAAUCCCUUUUCACAAACAUAUAACCCAGGAUGGAGGCAACACCCAAACUUCAGAUGGUCAGAUAAUCAGCAAGAGAGCAGUUCAAACAAUAACCAGCCAGAGAAAAAAUCAAGUUUGGGAGAGAUGUUCAACCAAUAUAUGCAGAAGAUAGACAAGAUGUUCCAACAUACUGACACUAACUUUCAGAAUCAGCAAGCAUCCAUUAAGAAGCUGGAAAUUCAAAUUGGUCAGAUUGCUCAACAGCUUGUAGAACGUCUACAAGGAACAUUGCCAGGCAACACAAUGGUCAAUCCAAAAGAGCAAGUGCAAGCUAUUACGACUAGAAGUGGAGUGCAACAUCCAGAGAUUCAUGUGAAGAGACCAGACAGUAAAGACAAAGAAGUAAUGGGUGAAGAGGCUGGGACAGAAGCAGAGUCUGAACAACCAACUAACGAGGAGGAUAAAAGGAAAGAAACACCCAUAGUGAGAGCACCCAGCCCUGUGAAAGCUUAUGUGCCACCAAUUUUCUUCCCUCAGAGGCUACAGAGAAAGACGUUGGACAAACAGUUUGCCAAGUUUGUGGAGAUUUUCAAGAAACUGAACAUCAAUAUUCCAUUUGCAGAUACAAUUGCCCAAACGCCCAGCUAUACUAAAUUCUUGAAGGAGAUCCUGUCUAACGAAAGAAAGUUGGAAGAACAUGAGACAGUCUGCCUAAACGAGGAGUGCAGUGCAAUUCUAUUGAAAAAGCUACCUCCUAAACUAAAAGACCCAUGGAGUUUCACGAUACCUUGCACAAUUGGUUCUCAUUAUUUUGGACAUUCUUUAUGCGAUUUAGGCGCCAGUGUUAAUUUAAUGCCUCUCUCUGUUUACAGGUCUCUUGGAUUGAGAGAAGCAAAACCUGCAACAAUCUCAUUGCAACUGGCUGACAGAUCAAUCAAACGAUCAAAGGGGAUUAUUGAAGAUGUGCUAGUCAAAAUUGAUAAAUUCAUUUUUCUGGUUGACUUCAUCGUAUUGGACAUGGAGGAGGAUUCAAACAUCCAUCUAAUCUUAGGAAGACCCUUCUUGGCUAUCGGAAGAGCGCUAAUUGAUGUUUACGAUGGAAAGAUGAUUCUUCGGGUGGACAAUGAGCAAGUCAUAUUCAACAUAUUCAAGGCAAUGAAACAUCCACUGACCUCAGACACCUGCUGUCGAUAG
Olea europaea var. sylvestris is the source of this 1227-nucleotide messenger RNA. RefSeq lists its product as uncharacterized. The transcript has a single exon. NCBI's taxonomy places the organism in Eukaryota, Viridiplantae, Streptophyta, Magnoliopsida, Lamiales, Oleaceae. The record is from RefSeq and is a predicted model, not a curated record. The coding region runs from base 1 to 1227 and encodes 408 amino acids.